AGAGUCGAUACAACCAUGGCCUUGACACUUCCGUUGGAGCUGCAACAGCAGAUUUUUUCGUACCUGGAUCCGUGGUCCUUCUAUGCAUGCCGGAAUGUGUGUCGGUAUUGGAAGCAUGCCUCCAGAGAUGCUGUGACGCUUGCCAAUCAACUAGGACAACUGCCCAUCGAGCCGACAACAUGGGUCAAGAAGGUCGACUCGAAACGAAGAGAGUCUGUAUACGAUGAGGCGGCGAGAGCGUUGAUGCUGGGCAUGCGCGUCAAGGCUUCAGCUUCACCCGACGACAGCCUGUCAAGACGACUCGACAAGACCAAGCUUGCUCUCUCAAAAGAUGGCAAGCGUGCAGUCUCGCUACACGAUCGCACCAUCACCCACUACGACACAACCUCCGCCGAACCCAGCAUCAUCUCUACACGCCCCAUCAACGACCUCCGUACAGCAAUCGGUGGAGGUCCUUGGUUUAAAUGCUCCCCGACGUCCAUGUACGAGCUGGCUCUUUCUUCCGACGGGCGCAUGCUGGCUGUUGCCCUGGAACGCACCAUCCAAAUCUACGACAUGAAUUCGGCUGCCGACUCGUGGCCUGUGGCCUCUUACAUCACCUCGGCCACUGGUCACUACAUCGCCGCUCUCGACUUCGAACACCACGACAGUUUGCUACGAGUGCAGCUGAGCAACAAAGGUGUUGUUGUAUAUCUUGGCUCGCCGAGAGAUGGCAGACCCGAUCUAGAGCACUGGCAAGACAAGGGUGGCUUGAAGCACGCCUUCCUCGAUGCUAGCAAGCUUUCCCUGCCACCGUCCGAACCUUUUGACGGUAGCCCGGCUGUAUCGCAGCGUUUAGCUGGUCUUCAGCUCCUGCGUCCGUUCGCCAAUGGCUGGCUAGUCGCUGCUCAGAAGCAUGCGACAAACGUCCAGUCUGGCUCAUACUGUCUGGCUUACGUUCCCUUCAGUCAAAUUCAUGGCCACGUCCUCACCGCCGAACGCUCUGUCACCAUCCUCGAAAAUCUUCCCGUACACUUAUCCGAGAACAUUCAGCACUUAUGGCAUGAUCUGCCUUCGGCUCACAUUAACCAUCCCCAUUUCGCCCUCUCGCCCAACAACUCUCUUUUGGCCAUGUCCGAGAACGUCGCAUCCUCUACUCCUACAUCUCCUUCAUUGAACCGCAUUUUCCUCUACCGCUUGCCAUCAACUGAGAAGCUGAUGGACACCCUCGGGCCACAACACCCUCUUUUGCAAAAGCUUGAGGCUGAGCAGGAGUUCAAAUACCAGAUCAAGCGUCUUCCUACCAGCCUUGGCUCAAUUUCUGGCAAAGUCCUCGACUUCACCUUUGAGUCUGUCGAAAGCGGUGCCAGCUCUCCACUCGCUGUCACCGCUGUCACUGAUACUGGCGCAAUGACCUGGACGUUGCUGGACAACUGA
This is a messenger RNA of Aureobasidium melanogenum CBS 110374, 1416 nucleotides long. RefSeq lists its product as uncharacterized. The transcript has a single exon. NCBI's taxonomy places the organism in Eukaryota, Fungi, Ascomycota, Dothideomycetes, Dothideales, Saccotheciaceae. The annotation marks the transcript as partial. Gene Ontology annotation, molecular function: protein binding. The record is from RefSeq and is a predicted model, not a curated record.